AUGAGAUCUUCUUAUUUUUCAUGUAUCUCUCGUAUCAGAAAAGAAGGGACAGGCGUUUUUAUGCAGUUUUAUCAAGUUCUAGUUGUUGUUUGUUACUUUUCAAUUAAUAUUGAAGCUGUUUUGGACAGAAAUUGCACACACUUCACCGCUGAGGGCAAAUAUGCCACAAAUGCAGUGAACUGUGAUAACAUCUACAGUGAUGACGCUUGCACUAUGAUAUAUGGUAGUAGUGUUGUUGUAGGAACAACUGUUGAAAGACCACUUCUAUGUUUCAUGCUGAACGGAGAACGGAGUGAAGAAAUGAAACGAAUUUCUACUAGUACUUGCCCCAAGACGUGUGGAUAUUGCUGCCAAACUGAACCAUUUGAUUGCAAUAAUUCUCCAUUCCCUCGAAUAAACUGCGCUCUUGUGACUAGUAGAAUGUGUAAGGAUCCUCAAUGGCGUGAAGUACUCACGGAAGACUGUCCAAAUGUUUGCGGUUUCUGUUUGGAAGGUGGAUGUUUUGACAAGGCUGUGGAUUGUACAACCGAUAUUUCUAUUUGUAUGAAUGUGGGAAUGCAGGACUUUGUUAAGGAGUAUUGUCGCAAAACCUGCGGAUUCUGUCGACCGACCGCCACAACAACACCCGACCCAGAUUUUCGCGGCACCAGUCCCAAUUGUGUGGAUCAUAAUACAAAUUGUGCCAGUUGGUCGUACCGGGGAUAUUGUACCAGUCCGUUCUACAGUUAUGAGACCAAAUUUGCGAACUGUGCGGCGACGUGUUCACUAUGCUGA
This is a messenger RNA of Caenorhabditis remanei, 774 nucleotides long. RefSeq lists its product as uncharacterized. Lineage: Eukaryota; Metazoa; Nematoda; Chromadorea; Rhabditida; Rhabditidae. The transcript is spliced from 7 exons. Bases 1 to 774 code for a protein of 257 amino acids. The record is from RefSeq and is a predicted model, not a curated record.